This is a messenger RNA of Toxorhynchites rutilus septentrionalis, 2198 nucleotides long. RefSeq lists its product as uncharacterized. The transcript has 3 exons. Gene Ontology annotation, cellular component: nucleus. The record is from RefSeq and is a predicted model, not a curated record. Bases 584 to 1219 code for a protein of 211 amino acids. Lineage: Eukaryota; Metazoa; Arthropoda; Insecta; Diptera; Culicidae.
AUCAACACAACAAAUUAAAUCCAAUUAACUUGUCUUUAAAAAAAUGAACUAAUUUUAUUCCGAACCUGCCAUGUGUACAGUUAGAAACCAUAGAAUUCAAAAUGUAUAUCGAUAUAGAGUUCCUUAUAGUCCGUCAAAGAGGUAGUAUCUGAAUUCAAUCACAUUAAUUUAUUGGAUACAAAAGCAAUCAUCGAAGUUUCAUGUUAUUGUCUAGGAUUAGAAAUCCUAGUGAGUAUUGAUAAUGUAACCAUGUUACAAUCGCUAUAAAUCAAUUUGAGCGCAUUUUGUAGCAUAAGAAUAUUGAACGAAGACUAAAAUAAUGUUAACUUUGAAAAAUGCAAAAAAAAGAUAAUACAUUUGUUGACCAUCUGUUAUAUUUGAAAGUUCAUCACCCCGAUCCUGUAUUCCGAACGAUUCGAAAUAUUUCGAACGACUUGAAAAAUUUCAUUCUGUAUUCCGUUUGAAUUGUAUAACAUCUUUCGUUCGACGCUACUCGAAUGUCAAACCCUUUCUUUAUUUCGUUCGAGUGGUGGUUUGCAGUCGAAUUUCUCCCGAUAUUUUUUUACUGCGGAUUGCUAAAAAAAUGGAUAAAACCAAAAACAUUACAACAACAAAGAAACAGUUUGAGCGGCUGGUGCAGCUUUUGGAGAAGAACCCCGACAUCGCAAAAGGAUUUAUACGUGGUAACUCCGGACCAUUUUGGAACGAUUGUGCUGCUGAAUUAAACAGUUUGGGACCACCCAUCCGUGACGGGUCUGGAUGGAAAAAGGUGUGGGCGGAUUAUAAAUCAGCGUUGAAGCGCAAACUCUCUCACAACAAAAGAGAGCAAAGGGCAACUGGAGGAGGACCCAACAGAACGAUACAUUUGUCUGAGCUAGAGGAGCAAGCGGUUCAGCUAACUGGACUGUUGGAAACCGUAGAAGGAAUACCAGGUUGUUCUUCACAAGGAACACCUAAGGGAAAAAACAACGAGGUUAAUGCAGAUGUAAGUUGCGAUUCAAUUGACGAGUCCGACGAUGCGAAUGAUACGGCUAUUCCUCAAUGCUCCCAACCAAAGAGACCUAGGCUAUCUGCCCUCAAUUUAGUUCAAAUACAAAUUGAACAACAACAGAAAUUUCACUCGGAAAUGGAAUCGCUGUUGGGUACCUCAAACAAAAACCUCAAUGAUAAUAUAUGGUACAUUACCAACGCCAAUUCGCCAAAGCAAUCAACUCAAUAGAUACUGGUCUCAAAGAAAUGUUGAAAGAACAAAAUCGACAUAACCGCGAAAUGGAAAAAAUCGCUGGAGGUUAAAAAAUGAAUAUUAGAAAUGCAAAUAGAACAUUUUUCCGAACAUUCAAAUAUUGCAUUAUAAAAAUAAACACAAGAUUUAGACAUUAGAUCACCAAAUCGUAUUAUUUUAUUUAUCGCAUACAAAAAGUAAAAAUAGAUGAUAGUUGCUAGUAUUGGAGAGAAUAAAAAUUUAUUGAUAUGACUCAUCAAAAUAUGCCCCCUACUGAGAGCAUCCGUAUUCCAAACAUGUAUUAUGAAGUGCACAGCACACAUUCACAAUUUGAGCACAUUUUGUAGGAGUAUAAUGUAGUUGUCGCGCUCCAAGUAAACAUCUAAAACGAUUUUUAAGAACACCGAUUGUUCGUUCGAAUAUGCCUCGACCUAAAGCAUGCCUCUGGUUGAAAUCGCUUUCCAAACUGCCUUCUUCCGGAGCUCUGAAUGGCGUUACCAGCCAUGAUUCCGAUGGGCAGCCUGCAUCACCUGUGGGAAACAAUUUUAUCAUGCACAUCUAGGAAAUUUAAACAAUUUUGUUUACCCAGUAUUUUGGUUUGUGUUCCGCCGCUUCGAUGCAUCUGCUCGAAAUACGUUCGUACAGGGCUUAUUCGCCAUAUAUGGGCAUCGUGAUUAGAUCCGUGAAAGCUAGGAUCAACGAAACGGAUCCUCUGCUGAUCGUCACAAACCUAUAAUGCCAAAAAAAAAAUUAAAUACAAUUUUUUUAAUUUAAUGCAUGCUGUACUUACAAUGAGAACGUUCAGACUGUAGAACCUCUUUCGAUUAUAAAAUAAAUUUCGAUUCUGAUUCCCCUAAUUUUAUUUUAUUUUGACGUAGGACUACGUCUAACCGGAAGAUAUAGGGGGUGAAAUGGAAAUCUAGGCACUGAACAAGUAGGAAAAAAUGCAAGAUUUGGAACGCUUAUAACUCGAGCA